This is a messenger RNA of Pseudoliparis swirei, 2602 nucleotides long. Its product is annotated as ribonuclease inhibitor-like. Gene Ontology annotation, molecular function: protein binding. Lineage: Eukaryota; Metazoa; Chordata; Actinopteri; Perciformes; Liparidae. The transcript has 9 exons. Bases 1 to 1338 code for a protein of 445 amino acids. The record is from RefSeq and is a predicted model, not a curated record.
AUGGAUGAGGAUGUGUCUCCAGAGAAAAGCAUCAAUCUGUUCCACUGUCUGAAUGAACUGAACGAUGGUUCUCUGGUGGAGGAGAUCCAACAGGCCCUGAGAUCAGGACGUCUCACCACAGAUGAACUGUCUCCUGCUCAGUGGUCAGCUCUGGUCUUCAUCUUACUGUCAUCAGAAGAAGAUCUGGAGGUGUUUGACCUGAAGAAAUACUCUGCUUCAGAGGAGGCUCUUCUGAGGCUGAUGCCGGUGGUCAAAGCCUCCAACAAAGCUCUGUAUGGAUACGCUGAAGGGGCUGAAAACCUCCAGAGAAAAAGCUGUGGAGCUCUGUCCUCAGUCCUCAGCUCCCAGUGCUCCAGUCUGAGAGAACUGGAUCUGAGUAACAACCAGCUGCAGGACUCAGGAGUGAAGCUCCUCUCUGCUGGACUGGAGAGUCCACAUUGUAGACUGGAGACUCUGAGUCUGUCAGGCUGUGGGAUCACAGAGGAAGGCUGUUCUUCUCUGGGAUCAGCUCUGAAGUCAAACCCCUCCAGUCUCAGAGAACUGGAUCUGAGAGACAACCAGCUGCAGGAUUCAGGAGUGAAGCUGCUGACUGGUUUUCUGGAGAGUCCACGUUGUAGCCUGGAGACUCUGAGACUGUCAGACUGUUGGAUCACAGAGGAAGGCUGUUCUUCUCUGGGAUCAGCUCUGAAGUCAAACCCCUCCAGUCUCAGAGAACUGGAUCUGAGAGGAAACCAGCUGCAGGAUUCAGGAGUGAAGCUGCUGACUGGUUUUCUGGAGAGUCCACGUUGUAGACUGGAGACUCUGAGACUGUUCAGCUGUGGGAUCACAGAGGAAGGCUGUUCUUCUCUGGGAUCAGCUCUGAAGUCAAACCCCUCCAGUCUCAGAGAACUGCAUCUGAGUGGAAACCAGCUGCAGGAUUCAGGAGUGAAGCUGCUGACUGGUUUUCUGGAGAGUCCACGUUGUAGCCUGGAGACUCUGAGUCUGUCACGCUGUGGGAUCACAGAGGAAGGCUGUUCUUCUCUGGGAUCAGCUCUGAAGUCAAACCCCUCCAGUCUGAGAAAACUGGAUCUGAGUGCAAACCAGCUGCAGGAUUCAGGAGUGAAGCUGCUGACUGGUUUUCUGGAGAGUCCACAUUGUAGACUGGAGACUCUGAGUCUGUCAUUCUGUGGGAUCAGAGAGGAAGGCUGUUCUUCUCUGGGAUCAGCUCUGAAGUCAAACCCCUCCAGUCUCAGAGAACUGGAUCUGAGUUACAACCAGCUGCAGGAUUCAGGAGUGAAGCUGCUGACUGGUUUUCUGGAGAGUCCACAUUGUAGACUGGAGACUCUGAGAUGGAAGUGAUCAGCUGAGUGCUGAUGAUCCAGAGAGCAUCUGGAGACGGGCAGUGCCCCCCCCCCCCCUGGAUUAGAUGUAGUCUACACACAGCAGAACACCUUCAAGACCAAAGUGUGACACCUCUCCCGUCUACAGACAUUGGCUCUCAUAUAACAGAUGAUCUCUUCUUUAGGCCCGAGGACCUUUUAAACUCUCCUGAUUCUUUUUGUUGGGGUUCCUAUUUGUUGACUGCUGCUUCAGCUCAAACUCCCGCUCUUAUGUCAGGAGAGUUAGUGGGCGUCUUCAGAACCGGCUCAGUCCAGUUUGUGUCCUCAAAGAUGUCUCCCAGCUCCUUGUGACGCUAGAAGUCAAACAUCUUGAAGAAGAAAACCGCCGUCAUGUGACAUCAUUUGAAGUCCUCUGGUUUGUUUUGCUUGGAUGUCCAAGACACAACAACACGUGUACUAAUCGUUACACAUUCUUUUGUGUGCCGCUCCACAGUGUGCAUUUUAUUUUGAAAGGUCAUUUCCGGAAGUCGGUGAAUUGUCAACUUUAUGAUCCAACACAGACAUUCACAUACUGUAUGUUUUCUUUUUCUGUAGAAAUAAUAAUCAAAUAUUAAUUUACAAAGCUCAUUAUAAUAUAAUCUUUUAGUAAUUAUGAGAACAAUUUAAAAAGAGUCAAAUAAACACUUUUUAAAUAAAUAAUUCGAAAUUCUAAUGAAAAUGUACUACUACUUAUUUGUAAGAAUUAUAAUUGAUAUAUUACAUUAUUGGAUUGUUCUUGAUUAAACUAAUAAAAUCUGAAAUUAAAUGAAUUCCCCAAAAAUCUAGCUCGACAUAUUUGAUAUCUUUGGCGUCUCUUUGUGACCUCGACUGUAUUUAAAGAAGAACAAAUAAAAGGUGUGUGGCUUUGAGAAGGAGAGAAAUAAAAACCAACCCGCUAAACCAAAGUAACACAAGUCAAUGCAAACGUCAUGAACAAGCCGAGGAGGAGGAGGAGGAGGGUACUCUCUCUUCACCAGAGUAACACCCACAGACUUCAUCCACGCCGACAGAGGGAAGAGGAACAAAGAGUGCAGGAGAAGAAAGGAAAGGAAAGGAAAAGGAUGUAUGAGAAACUCAGUGAUGUUGUGAGAUCCCGUCAGUGAACAGCUGUGUGACCUUUGACCUGCCGAGACCAGGUCAGACAAACAGGUGUCACACUGUAGUUUCAUUUCAUUUGAAAUCAAUGGAUGUUUUGAACAAGUUUAGUUAUAAAAUGUCACGUGAUAAUAAACUCUUAAAAAUAU